AUGGCCGGCGGUCAUCAUGACGACGGCUCGACCUACAGCCCCCGCAUCGCCUUCAUCUACGUCUUCAACCUGAUCGUGGGCACGGGGGCUCUCGCCCUCCCGUCCGUGCUCACAACAGGAGGAUGGGUUCUUGGAACUCUUUUUCUUCUUCUCGUUGCUUUCACCAGUUUCGUGGGAGUGACGUUCAUGAUCGAGAGCAUGGCUGCGGCGAAUGCCCUCAGCGUCAUACGCCAUUCACAGGACGGGCAGUACGUGUCAGACACAGAGCCGUUGAUCAGCGAUGGGGAGACGGCUGCAAUGCUGAAUGGGGGAUCCGAGAGCGAUGGGGGCAGUGCACGUGCUGGGGGAGCAGGGGGAGGGGGAGAGGCAGGGGGAAACGGAAAGAGGGGGGGUGGGGGAGGGAGUGGGACGGGUAGCAGCAGCGGAGGAGGGCCGUUUGAGAUUGUCCAGCGAAUGGAAAUGGCCCAGAUGGCGGACAUGUUUUUCAGUGACUGGGGCCGCAUUUUUUUCUACAUCGCGCUCAUUCUGUACCUGUUUGGCGAUGCGGCCAUCUACUGCACGUUUGUGCCGCGCUCCCUCGUGGCCUUCUUCUUCCCGGACAACCCCCCGCCCUGGGCCUUUGACGCUUUCCUCGUGCUCUUUGUCGCUGUCAUCGUCCCCUUCUGCUUCUUUGACUUCCAAAAGACCAAGCCCUUGCAAAUAGUCACUAUGGUCAUUCGAAACGCUGCCAUUACAACAAUGAUUGUGAUCGCUGCAUGGGUGACAUACACGGAAGGGCCUCGUACCACAGGAGUGCCCAACUUCAGAGUCACAGCUCUGCCGAACCUCUUUGGUGGCGCUGUGUAUGCAUUCAUGUGCCACCACAGCCUUCCCGGCAUCAUCACGCCCAUGAGGGAGAAGUCGUUCAUCCGUGUGGUUCUUGUAUCGGCCUUCCUGGGCGUCUUCCUGCUCUACCUGCUGCUCUUCCUCUCCUGCGGCAUUGCCUUUGGAGUGGGGGCAGAGGACCCUAUCACGUUCAACUUCUCCCCAGCCAAGUUCGGCUGGAUUGGAGACCUCCUCUUCCUCUUCCCAGUGGUGACCCUCUCCUCCAACUACCCCAUGCUCACCAUCACCCUCCGCAACAAUCUCGACACGCUCCUCACUCUCCUCUUCCCCAAGGGCUCCCCCCUCUUCCCCGCUGCCCCCGCCUUCUCCCCCCGCCUCCCCCCGCGCCCCUCCCGCUUCUCUGACUCCCCUGGAGGCGGCGCGGGGGGAGCGGAGAGGGGGUGCGGUGCCUCCCAUUACAUGCUGUGUGAUUGCAGAGCACAACGGGGUAAACGUGAACUCGCUGGUAGGAGUAACAGGAGCAUACGCAGGAGCAGCAGUCAUGUUCAUCAUUCCUGCAUGCCUUGUGUACCGAUCGCGAUGCAUUCUGAAUCAGGAGUUUCCGCAAGAUUUGGACGACUCUGCUCGUCGCAACGAGCCACACCCUCUCAAUCAGCAUGCAUCGCCUUUCCGCAGCCCAUUAUGGGUCACUUCGCUAGUGGUGCUGGCUAUUCUUGUCAUUGGGUUCAUCUCUAUCGAUGA
Molecule: messenger RNA, 1566 nt
Organism: Closterium sp. Yama58-4
Lineage: Eukaryota; Viridiplantae; Streptophyta; Zygnematophyceae; Desmidiales; Closteriaceae
Source: the annotation of a GenBank genome assembly